Thunnus maccoyii (southern bluefin tuna) is the source of this 3569-nucleotide messenger RNA. RefSeq names its product phosphodiesterase 5A, cGMP-specific, a (gene pde5aa). NCBI's taxonomy places the organism in Eukaryota, Metazoa, Chordata, Actinopteri, Scombriformes, Scombridae. Gene Ontology annotation, biological process: signal transduction. Bases 328 to 3144 code for a protein of 938 amino acids. The transcript is spliced from 20 exons. Gene Ontology annotation, molecular function: protein binding; 3',5'-cyclic-GMP phosphodiesterase activity. The record is from RefSeq and is a predicted model, not a curated record.
CUGUAUUGGUACUUCUUACUUUUACCUACUUAACACACACUUUCUUCAGGUAGCCUAGUACUUAGCAAAAUUAGUGUAGGUGGGUGACUUAUGUAAUGGAGCAAGUCCGAGGUUGGACCGGAUCCAUUAAUUCUGUAACGGGAGUUUUUUCAAGUCUGUCAGGGGAUUACCCGGACUCAAUCUGUCCACGGGCCUCCCGAUAGACACCUCUCUUCUCUCUCGGAGAGUUAGUCUACCUCUCAACAUGGCACAUCUUUCUCCGAGGUAACUCAUCAGGCGCAAAAACUGAGUUUAGCUGACCUUUUUUCUCUUUACCUGAGCGAGGGGAUGCCCUGCCUCUACUCCGAAGUGCUGGGGUUCAUGGAGCGUGCGAUUCCAGGGGCAUCUCCCGCCGCAGGGAUAGAGGAGUCCUUCCGUAGGGAAACGGUAACUGAGCCGCAGAUGGUGAAGGGCAUGGGUUGGUUCUUCUCCCCGCUGUGGAGCCCCCGCUCCAAGACGCGUCGCUGGAGGUUUGGAGACGGCACGCAAAGCGAGCAAGUGGCAUGGCUGGAUGACAACUCCGAUUUUACCAGGGCGUACUUUUUACGCAGAGCUUCAGCUGGUCCACAGGCAGAGAUGUCUCCACUGCUGCCCAGGCUUCCAAGGAGCAGCUCUGACUACUCUGACCUGCUCAUGAAGGGUCAUCAUCGCAGAGCUUCCUCACCAUUGACCAGCUCACACCUGAACAUCUCAUCCAUAAUGGACAAGCUCAGACCCCUCACCUCCAAUCUCAGUGCCACUGAGGGGAUGGAUCGCUUCAGUCCAGAUGCACUGGGCACACCUCACACCUCCUGCUCUCCUCGCUCUUCCCGCUGCUCUAUUUCUCCCAUUCGUCCCCUUUCUCCUAUUUGUCCAUGCUCUGCCGACGUACACAACUCUCCUCAGCCUCUGCGUCCCACCGCUACAAAGACUGCUGCCUGUGGCUAUGGUGAGGGAUGCCCAUGGAUGAUGGAGCUCCUGAGAGGAGGCCUCAGUUGGAUGGGCUCUGUGGCAGAGCUCUGCCAGGGGGCUGUCCUGCAUGCUGGGGAGCUACUUGCAGCUGAAGGAGUCUCCCUCUCCCUGGUAAAAAAAGCCUGUAGUGGAGGGAGCACCUUGGAGGAAGUGACUGACCCAACAGCACUGGGGGGCUUGAGUGAGGGUCUCUGUAGCCAUCCACAUAUGGAGCUGGUGAAAAGCAUCAUGGGAUGUGUACUGGCUACAGGGUCACCAAUGAACCUGAGAGAUGUAUCUGAGGACCCCAGGUUUGACUUCGAAGACGACCAGUCAGCAAAGAUUAAGACUGUUCUGUGUGUGCCCAUCAAGAACCAUGGAGGAGAGGUGGUAGGUGUAGUGGUAAUGAUCAACAAGAGACAUAGCAGCAAUGGAUCAGUUUCUGUUUUUACCAACAUGGAUGAAAAGGUGCUGUCCAAUCAUAUGGAUGUAUUGGGGAUGGUCCUGGACAACAUCCAGCUGUAUGAAAGCUCAAGACAGGAGGCCAAACGCAGUCAGGCCUUGAUAAAGAUGGCACAAGUACUAUCAAAGGAGCACCACUCCUUUGAUGUUCUGCUGAGUAAGAUGGCUGCCACCAUCAUGCCCUUCACACAUGCUCAGUACUGCACCAUCUUCAUCCCUAAUAAGGAAGACAAGAUUUCUUUUUCCCACGUGAUCCACUUGGAAUGUGAGGAGCUCGGAUCAACCUGCCAGAUCUACAGAAGGGAGCUUGACAUCAGCGAUAUAGACCCAUCAUAUGCCCUUCGAACUCUGGUCGCUAUGGAAACCCUUAAUAUGUCAGAGAGUUCUGAGGGAUCAAUUAAGAGUCUGAUCUGCUGCCCUGUCAGGAAUGAGAGUUCUGAGAAUGUUAUUGCUGUGUGCCAACUGAUGAACAAAGUGAGCAGAGACUCAGAUGAGAUGGAGGCUUUUAACAGAUAUGAUGAGCGCCUGCUGGAGGACCUGGCAGUGUACUGCGGCCUGGCUCUGCAGUAUGUUCAGGCUGUCCAGAUCACAGAGGAGCGGAGAGCCAGUAUAGAAGUCACACAAGAGGUUCUUGCCUACCACAUCACUGCAGCAGAAGAGGAAAUCCAGGCAUUGCAGGAGGUCACCAUUCCUUCUGCCGAGUCACUGCAUAUUCUAGACUUCCAUUUCUCUGAUUUUGGCCUGCCAGAGGACCUCACCACACAGGCCACCAUUCGGAUGUUCCUGGACCUCAAUCUGGUGCAGGAUUUCAAGAUUGAUUACAAGAAUCUCUGCCAGUGGGUCCUCACCGUGAGACGUGGUUACAGAAACAACGUGCCUUAUCACAAUUGGAACCAUGCGCUGAGUACUGCUCAAAGCAUGUUUGCUAUGCUCAUGGUAACAGAUGAGCUCCAGGGUAUUUUCUCCCGUCUAGAGAUCUUUGCACUGAUGAUAGCCACUCUGAAUCAUGAUCUCGACCACAGAGGUGUCAGUAACUCGUACAUAGAAAGGAGUCAACAGCCUUUAGCUCAGCUGUAUGGCCACUCUUCUCUUGAGAACCACCACUACAACUUGUGCCUGUUCAUCCUCAAUAACACUGGGAGUCAGAUUCUCAGCGGCCUCUCUACAGAGGACCACAGAACUGCACUACAUAUGAUCAAAAGGGCAAUCCUCGCCACAGACUUGGCCGUCUACAUGGAGAGAAGAAAAGAAUUCUUCUCUCUCAGUAAGAAAAGCAAAGUGAACUGGAAGAGUGAGAAACAAAGAGAUCUGCUGAGAUCAAUGUUGAUGACAGCCAGUGACCUCUCUGCUAUCACAAAGCCUUGGCCUGAACAGAAAAGGAUCGCCAGCCUGGUUGCCAUGGAGUUCUUUGCACAAGGGGACAAAGAAAAAAAGGAGUUCAAAAUCAAGCCCAUUGACAUCAUGAACAGAGAAAACAGCACACGACUGCCGUACAUGCAAGUGGAAUACAUUGAUGAGAUCUGUUAUCCACUCUACAAGGCUGUAUCAAGACUGUUUGACAACUGCUCUCCACUGCUGAACGGUUGUAAGAAGAACAGAGAAAAUUGGCUGCAUCUUGCUGUGGAAGCGCAGGAAGGAAUCAGUGAGAAUAGUUGCACUUUAACCAUGGAAACACACAAAAACAAUGAGGAAGAUUCUCAGACAGAUGAAUAGAGAGCUGGACAGAUGAUUAACACCUAGCUUUGGAAACAAAAAGGAACUUGACCUGCCUACAGCAUACUCUCUUGGACAUGUGUUGACUAAAUCUGGACCAAGUGUUCAUGCAUUUGAACUUUGACUACUAAAUGUGUUCAUGGGACAUGCAAUAAUUGUGACUAAUAAAAGCAAUACUGCAUUUAUAUAUACCCUGUAGCAUGUCCAUUGUUAACCCCGUCAGCAAUAUAAAGUCUCAUAAAACAAAUAUAAACAAAUAUAUUUCCUUACUUUUAUUAAGGACUGAAGCUGCAGAAGCCUGGAAAAUGAAUUUGUUCAUAUCCAUGUAUCUGCAUUUUUCUCUAGUUUUAUGAAUGCAUAUCCAAAUGUACUAAUGCACACUGGGAUUUGCAAAUUUGUAUGCAGAUUUGAAAAUGUAAAUGUGU